AGAAAAAGACGAAGCCCAGUCUGCUCUGCGAGCCUGCACACUGACUGACUGCACACUCCCACGGCCACAUAAAAGGACCAAAUCACUGCUUCACCAGUUAGCAGGUAUGUCUGAGUUGGCGAGUCUGGUGCAGCGGCUGGAGGUGGCCGUGUGUCGCCUGGAGUCCAUGUCACCUGGAGGCAGCGGCGGUGGAGCUCCUGCUGGAGGAGCUGUAUCAGCAUACGUUGAGGCCUUUGACGAGAUCGUCUGCGGUCCCGUGGCCGAUUACCUCUCCCUCAGCAAGACGAUCGGUGGCGAUGUCCAGACACACGCAGAGAUAAUGAAGAAGCUAUUCACCCUUCAGAGAAAUUUCCUCGUUUUAGCCUCCACCCACCAGAAGCCCUCUGAUAAAGAUUUGAUGAAUCUCCUGAAACCCAUGUCCGAGGUGAUCGUUGAGGUGCAGUCGUUUCGCGAGAAGAACCGCAAGUCGGCAGAGUUCAACCACCUCUCUACCGUGAGCGAGAGCGUGCCCGCCCUUGGAUGGGUCAGCGUGGCCCCGAAGCCAGGCCCCUAUGUGAAAGAGAUGGAGGAUGCCGGCACGUUCUACGCCAACCGUGUGCGCAAGGAAUACAAGGGAAAGGACGACAAACAUGUGGAGUGGGUGAAAGCCUAUCUCAGGAUCUGGACCGAAAUGCAGGAGUACAUCAAAAAGCACCACACCACCGGGCUGACCUGGAGCAAGACCGGUCCCAUUGCUUCAGCCUCUGCAGCUCCUCCCAGUGCUCCUGCUGGUGGUUGUCCUCCCCCACCUCCCCCCGGUCCACCUCCUCCCCCCAUGGACAGUGCACCCAGUGGAGGUGGUGGUGAUGGCGGAGCGGCCAAUCGUAACGCUUUGUUCGCCGCCAUUAACAAGGGAGAGGGCAUCACCAGGGGCUUGAAGCAUGUGAGCGAUGACCAGAAGACCCACAAGAACCCUAACCUGAGGGCUGGGGGUCCUCCAGUACGUGCCGGACCAAAACCUUUCUGUUCCCAGACUCCCAAAGCUCCUGCGUCUGCCGCCAAGACGUCCACACAGCCCCCUGUGCUGGAGCUGGAUGGAAAGAAGUGGAAAGUGGAGAACCAAGAGGGAGCAUCCGACCUGGUGAUCGAGGACACUGAGCUCAAACAAGUGGUUUAUGCAUUCAAGUGUAACAAGAGCACCCUGCAGGUCAAGAAGAAAAUCAACUCCAUCAUUUUAGACAACUGUAAGAAAAUGGGCCUGGUGUUCGAUGACGUCGUGGGCAUUGUAGAGAUCAUCAACUGCAAGGACGUCAAGGUCCAGGUCAUGGGUAAGGUCCCCACUAUCUCCAUCAACAAGACGGACGGUUGCCAUGUCUACCUGAGCGAGGACUCUCUGAACUGCGAGAUCAUCAGCGCCAAGAGUUCGGAGAUGAACAUCCUGGUACCCAAAAAAGAUGAACCAGGGGACUUUGUGGAGAUCGCUGUUCCCGAGCAGUUCAAGACAGUCUGGGACGGCAAGAAGCUCGUCACCACAGCGACAGAGAUCGCCGGAUAGACGGGGGCUAGCAGGUGAAAAGGCAGCCCCUCCUCGACACCAUCCCCACCUCCUUUUUUUGCAAAUGCCUUCCUGACUGAUCGACCACCCCACCAGCUAACUCUUCACACUGUAGACUGAGAUUUGGACCGUUAUAUCUCCCUCCCUCCCUCCCGCAUCAGCCAAUCGCAGCUUAAGCUGUCCCUUCCAUCAGCCAAUGAGAGGACUGCUCGCUUUUAUCUGGAGCAAAAUCCUCCAGCCAAUCAGCAGGGAGCGGCUUGUCGUUCAAAUUGGUCUCUCCUCUCCUGUGAGCACUUUUCGAACACGUUCAUGAGUUUUGCCAAUAGCUGGGAUGCUCUGUGUGAUAUUUUGUAUCUUACCUGGAUAAUGCUACGCUAAAUUUAACACGUAGAACAGCCAACAUGGGAAUGAAAGCAGCCAAUCAGGCUCCGCUAUCGGGAUUAUUCUUUCUCCUCUUCCUGGUCAGGAGGGGCUGGUGUUUUUUUUUUUUAAAGUUGUGGCUUGAUAGGUUUUUGUUCCAUUAUAUGCAAACCACUGGUGACGCACUUGUCAAACAAAGAGGAUAAUGGCAUCCAUAUCACCUCCGCUGACUUUAACUCAUAGUGGAUAAUAAUACGAAAAACUCUCAGAGCACAUAAAUAGGAUUAAAAUCAAGUUGUGUGCACGUCAUGAACUUCUCAUUUAGAUGAUGUUGGAACAAUAAAAAUGAUCAUUCCAUGUGCUUUCCCUUAAAUCCACACAUAGGACAUUCCCGAAAACUAAAAAAAAACAUUCCAUACAAAAGAGGCAUGUAAGGAAAAGUUUGCGAUAAAGAGAAACAAAGUGGAAGAGAGAGACUGAAGGACAUCAUGAAAUGCUUCACCUCCACCUCAGUCUCUAGAUUGGAAAUAUCUGCUGUAAUCAUCUGUAUAGAUAUCAAUAAUUACUAAAUAAGUCUUAAAAUAUUAUCCCGACCAUCGACGUCUCUCCACUCGCUCACGUCCGCACUCUUCGGUUCAGCUCUUGAAGCUGUUCGCUGAAUUUUCUUUUAUAUCGUCUCUUUCUUUUUACCUCCUUUUUAUUGUUUCGGGUCCAAAAGUCAGAAUUUUUGCUCAUUAGUACCGGAGACAUCAUUAAAACAUGUUGCAAUAAAA
Molecule: messenger RNA, 2667 nt
Organism: Plectropomus leopardus (leopard coralgrouper)
Lineage: Eukaryota; Metazoa; Chordata; Actinopteri; Perciformes; Serranidae
Gene: cap1
Product: CAP, adenylate cyclase-associated protein 1 (yeast)
Biological process (GO): actin filament organization; cell morphogenesis; cytoskeleton organization
Cellular component (GO): cytoplasm
Molecular function (GO): adenylate cyclase binding; actin binding
Source: RefSeq, a predicted model, not a curated record